Adineta ricciae is the source of this 1353-nucleotide messenger RNA. The record is from the annotation of a GenBank genome assembly. NCBI's taxonomy places the organism in Eukaryota, Metazoa, Rotifera, Eurotatoria, Adinetida, Adinetidae.
AUGGCGACUAAUCGAUGGUCACGUGUUCGAAAAGCUUAUCAAUCGGGUGAACUUGGAAAGCAGACGGUACCGAAACAUAUCGAAUCGAAGCGAACAGUGCGUCGAAACGCAUUAGCUGACAUAUCGACAGUUGCGACGAAGGCCAACGAAACAUCUCAAAAACAUCAAUACCAACAAUUAGCCGAACGCGUUCGAGAACUUCAAAAAGAAGUCGUGCCAGAUCUUCUUCUCUAUCCAAUCACAUCACCGUACUCUCCCUUUUCGUCAAUAACACCGAGUUCUACUAAUAGUUUCGCCAGUUUGCCAAGCUAUGCACGCCAACAGAGCACGCCUGCUUCGACAACGUCAUUCGUGCCUAAUCAACGAUUUGGCUUAUCAACGAAAAUUCUCGAACGAGCACACGAUAUUCCGGAGAGAUUCUGGAUCGAUUGGCAACAGAAACAAAUGCAAGAACAAAUUGAAGAAUUAGAAUAUAUCAAGAACAACCUUCAUCGUAGUCCAACUACAUCAAUACUUGCUAAUGAAACGGAUGAGAAUGGAACAGAUGGCUUCGUUAUUGAUCCUCAUCUUCGCAAUAAUGAAGCUCGUCGUCGAAGUGCUUUAUACUUACAAGAAGCACAACGUUUGGCCAAUGAACGACGUACCAGUCUCGCUCGAACGACGACCCUCAAUGAAUCAAUACCGGAAAAUAGUUUAGAAACGUCGUCCAUAUACGACAACGACAGUGACAAUGAAAGUUUAUUUGAUUUCGAUCGACGUUCAGACGAGACUAUCGAACCGGCAAACCUAAGCGAUGUCGAUGAAGUUCCAGCAAAACCAAUUAGUCUUGUUGAAGACAAUCAGUCGAACGAAGAACCUUCUUCUCUAACAAUAUCAUUACCAUUUACUUAUACAAAUACACGAGAACAAAUAAUCUUUCCUACUAAUUAUCGCCAAACAUCGAUUCGACCAACAUUAGAGAGAGUCAUUGAAAUUAAUGAUAAUGUAAUACAAACAGAUUCUCCGACAAGUAGUGUUGAAGAUGUAGCACAAAUUAAUACGGAAUAUAAUGUCACAUUGCUCAAACGAGCAGACCCAUUGAAAAUCAAUCCUUUGUAUUACACAAGAGCGACUGUUAAUCGCACUAUUCAAUUUCAGAAAUUUCGACCGAUCGAGUCAUUAAUUUCGAUGAAAUCGCUCGAGCAAGAAAACACAUCUCCAAUUCCGAUAUACAGACAAAGAUCAAUGCAGACAGAUCGAUCAUUAUCACCAACACUUUCGUUCAUAUCAGCACGAUCAAGACUUUCAUCGAUCACAGACAUCGACGAUCAACUUGACGACGAUGAUAUUCGAUCACAAACAGUUACAAGAUGA